This is a messenger RNA of Triplophysa dalaica, 1323 nucleotides long. It is a transcript of the gene zdhhc4, whose product is annotated as zinc finger DHHC-type palmitoyltransferase 4. Lineage: Eukaryota; Metazoa; Chordata; Actinopteri; Cypriniformes; Nemacheilidae. The record is from RefSeq and is a predicted model, not a curated record. Gene Ontology annotation, cellular component: endoplasmic reticulum; Golgi apparatus. The transcript is spliced from 7 exons. The coding region runs from base 270 to 1307 and encodes 345 amino acids. Gene Ontology annotation, biological process: protein targeting to membrane; peptidyl-L-cysteine S-palmitoylation. Gene Ontology annotation, molecular function: protein-cysteine S-palmitoyltransferase activity.
AAAAGCUCUGCGACGACUUUUAUUUUGACAGCGCAGUUGUUGUAAGUUCCGGGUUCACAUCUACUACUUCCCGACCAUAGUUCCGUUCACUACAGAAAAUCUAAAAAACUUUGAGGAUGUUGUUUAGGUAAAAUAAGAUAAAGAAAAUGAAUUGUUUUGCUUUUCACAAUGCACGCUGUAACAACUGAACCACAUAUGCUAUUUAAAAGAAGUUCUGUCGGCAUAAACAGAAAUAGGUUUUGGUACUUCUCUUACCUGUUCAGUUGCAGAUGGACUUCCUCACUCUGUUUGGUGUAUAUGUGGUGGUGGUGCUCACCUGCAUUGCGCUGGUUUGUAAAUAUUCAGGACAUCAGCAGACUCCUCUCGGUCGGCUGUUUGAUUCGGUCACAAGGGUUGUAUCCCCAUGGAUUCCUCAAUGUGUACAGAGCAUUUGCUACAGGGCUAUGCACAUAUUGUUCCAUCAGAGGAACAACUUCUUCCUCUACAUGCAUCUGUUACUUGAAAUUGCUGUGUAUACAGAGUUCUCCUAUGAGAUUUUUGGCUUCUGUUUGGACAUGGGCACAAGUUUAAUCAGCUUGUGUGUUCCUUAUAUCCUUCUCGCACUGAAAUCCUACGUGUUCUACCUGUGUUGUAGUAGAGAUCCAGGCACAUUAACAAAGGAGAAUCAUACUGCGCAACUCAAGGUGUACCAAUAUGAUGAAAAACUCUUCCAGAAGGGAAUCAGGUGUCCAACCUGUGACCUGGUGAAACCUGCCCGCUCCAAACACUGUAGAGUUUGCAACCGCUGCGUCCAGAGGUUUGACCACCACUGUGUGUGGGUGAAUAACUGCAUCGGUGCUCAGAACACCAGGUACUUCCUGCUGUACCUAUUGAGUGUUUGUGCCGCGGCGGGUGAUAUUUCAGUCCUUAUAGCAGACAUGUUAGUCCAAACUGUCGUGAGGACCGGACUUCUUCAUGCUCACUACCUUGAUGAGCAGGGUCAGCAACAACCUGUUGGACCGCUUUUUAUCAUCCAGCAUCUUUUCCUGACCUUUCCAAGGAUCGUCUUCAUGCUAGGUUUCCUAGUAUUUGUCUUUUUCCUUUUAGCGGGUUAUUCUAUGUUCCACAUGUAUCUGGCUUUGGUAAAUCAAACCUCCAAUGAGUGGUUUAAAGGGAAAGGCCACAGUUGUCAGCAUUGCUAUCCUCAUUCGGGACAUCGUUGCAGGACCUCAUACAAUCCAUUCAGAGGUUUCCAUCACAGAGGAAUCCUCAAAAAUCUUGGGGAAAUCUUUUGGCCUUUAUGUCCUGUUGUGAAAAAAGACAAUUAAACAUGUUUUAUUUCUA